AUGGCACCUCCAAGAGGAAAGAUCAAUUGUCCCCGGACGGAGCUGAAGAAGAAGCUGUUCAAGCACCACACGGUAUUAAGCAGGGAUCAGCGACAGAAGUGCCAGGUGGUCAGGGCUGUGAUAGACAAAGGGCUGACUAUGAAGCCCCAGCUCAAGAAGCAGGCGUCCAGUGCUCGUGCCAACAUUACACUGUCUGAGAAGCAGCACAGGAAGCUCUUGCAGCAGAUCCGCCUUGCCCAGAGAGAAAAAGCAGCCAUGGAAGUGGAAGCCCCCUCCAAGUCAACCAGGACUAGUCAGCCACAGCCCAAGCGACAAAAGAAGAUAAAAGCUCCCCAGGACGUAGAUAUGGAGGAUCUUGAAGAUAAGAGCUAAAGUUCCUACCUCUUCUACCAGAAGGUUCUCAACAGCACCUAGAAGGAUUUGGAGGAACUUUGGAAAAAAUAUUACCAUAUUUCAUUUUCCCAGACACCUCUUCUACAAUGG
Messenger RNA from Mus pahari (shrew mouse), 483 nucleotides. It is a transcript of the gene C5H11orf98, whose product is annotated as chromosome 5 C11orf98 homolog. The transcript has a single exon. NCBI's taxonomy places the organism in Eukaryota, Metazoa, Chordata, Mammalia, Rodentia, Muridae. The record is from RefSeq and is a predicted model, not a curated record. Bases 1 to 372 code for a protein of 123 amino acids.